This is a messenger RNA of Sphaerulina musiva SO2202, 1002 nucleotides long. RefSeq lists its product as uncharacterized. Gene Ontology annotation, molecular function: tocopherol cyclase activity. NCBI's taxonomy places the organism in Eukaryota, Fungi, Ascomycota, Dothideomycetes, Mycosphaerellales, Mycosphaerellaceae. Bases 1 to 1002 code for a protein of 333 amino acids. The record is from RefSeq and is a predicted model, not a curated record. The transcript has 3 exons.
AUGGAACAUCACCGCCCACAUCCAGGCGCCGCUUUCGAAGGGUACUACAGCAAGUUCGAUCUGCCAUCAGGAGCACAUGUGGCCUUGAUUCUGUGUGAAGUCCGAAAUGCCAGGCAGAAGCCCAAUAUGCUGUCCUUUACCUACGUCCCAAAGGACGACCCGGCCGGAUACUACCAGAGGGAGGUUUUCACCGAAGACAUGAAGCAGGAACCCAGCUUGGAGGACAAGGGAUUCAGGAUCGACGUGCCUGGCAUUGGCCAUGUCCGGUGGUUCGAGGAUCAUACCGAGUAUGAUAUCCAACAUACUGACUUCACCUUGAAAGCCAAGACCACUUCUCGGACUCCCUGGGGCUCUAAUGAUACACCCGAGGGCUUGUUGGUCAACCUGCCAUUGCCGCUCCAUUGGCAUGUACACUCGCUGGCUUCUGGAUGCGACUACUCAAUGACCAUCUCAGAUUACAAUCUCCCCGCUGAAGACACCUCAGGCCAAGCGAUAGUGCACGAUGAGAAGAACUGGGCCACAUCAUUCCCAUCCGCCCACAUGUGGCUUCAAGCUCGGGAUGGCGACUCAAGCUUCUGCUGUGCAGGAGGUCAAAUUCUCGGAAUGGAAGCUUUCCUCCUCGGCUACCGCAGCAAAGACAUGAAUCUCGACUUCAAACCUCCCUUCGCCCUGCGCCUGGCGGGUCUGUCGCCAUUCCUGAGCUAUCGUGAGAGUUGGGAUGAUCGAACAUUCGAAUUGACCGUGCAGAAUUUCACGCAAAAGCUGGUGGUCAAGGCUUCCGCGCCGCGACAGACGUUCUUCUCGUUGACAUCACCUUUCCCCGAGGGCCAUCGAGAAAAUUACCUGGGGCAGAGCUUCAACGCGACGUUCGAGGUCAAGAUUUACGAAAGUGGAUGGUUUAGUCCGUGGAAACUGGUUCGCGAAGACACGUUCUCCCAUGCAAGUUUGGAGUUUGGCGGAGGCUAUUAUCCUCAUGCUGGGAGCAAGGAUCGAUUCCAUUGA